Molecule: messenger RNA, 2222 nt
Organism: Labrus bergylta (ballan wrasse)
Lineage: Eukaryota; Metazoa; Chordata; Actinopteri; Labriformes; Labridae
Gene: ints11
Product: integrator complex subunit 11
Biological process (GO): snRNA processing
Cellular component (GO): nucleus
Molecular function (GO): RNA endonuclease activity
Source: RefSeq, a predicted model, not a curated record
CAAACUUGACAGCAGUAAGAAAAAGCGACGGUACUCCCACAUGUAUACAAGUUAAGACAAUGAGCAUCUUCAUGUGAAACCAGAAGAGAUUCGUCUAAAGCAGUCAGACCAGCUGGUACAUCUACCUGUUGGUCACCUUAUUUGAAUCAAGAGUUUCCCGAUGAGAAACAAAUGCCUGAAAUAAAAGUAACACCACUUGGUGCUGGACAGGAUGUCGGCCGCAGCUGCAUCCUCGUCUCUAUCGGAGGCAAAAACAUAAUGCUCGACUGUGGGAUGCACAUGGGAUACAAUGAUGACAGGCGUUUCCCAGACUUUUCUUAUAUAACCCAGAAUGGGCGUCUGACAGAGUUCUUGGACUGUGUGAUCAUCAGCCACUUCCACUUGGACCACUGUGGCGCGUUGCCCUUCAUGAGCGAGAUGGUCGGCUACGAUGGACCCAUCUACAUGACCCACCCCACCAAAGCCAUAUGUCCCAUUUUGCUGGAAGACUUCCGGAAAAUCACGGUGGACAAAAAGGGAGAAACCAACUUCUUCACAUCCCAGAUGAUCAAGGACUGCAUGAAGAAAGUGGUGCCUUUGAACCUCCACCAAACCGUCCAGGUGGAUGACGAGCUGGAGAUCAAGGCGUACUAUGCAGGCCACGUCCUGGGUGCUGCCAUGGUGCACAUCAAAGUGGGAUCAGAGUCUGUGGUCUACACUGGAGACUACAACAUGACACCUGACAGGCAUCUAGGAGCUGCGUGGAUCGAUAAGUGCCGUCCGGACAUCCUCAUCUCAGAGUCGACGUAUGCCACCACCAUCCGUGACUCGAAGAGGUGCCGAGAGCGGGACUUUUUGAAGAAAGUUCACGAAAGCAUAGAAAGAGGAGGAAAGGUUCUCAUUCCAGUUUUUGCCCUCGGAAGAGCUCAAGAACUCUGCAUUCUGCUGGAGACCUUUUGGGAGAGGAUGAACCUGAAGGCCCCCAUCUACUUCUCCACCGGGCUGACGGAGAAGGCAAACCAUUACUACAAGCUCUUCAUCACGUGGACCAACCAGAAGAUCCGCAAAACCUUCGUACAGAGAAACAUGUUCGAGUUUAAACACAUCAAGCCAUUUGACCGCUCCUACGCUGAUAACCCCGGACCCAUGGUGGUGUUCGCCACACCAGGGAUGCUGCACGCCGGUCAGUCUUUACAGAUCUUUAAGAAAUGGGCCGGCAAUGAGAAGAACAUGGUCAUCAUGCCUGGAUAUUGUGUACAAGGAACAAUCGGUCACAAGAUCCUGAAUGGGCAGAGAAAACUUGAGAUGGAAGGAAGAGCAACACUGGAUGUGAAGCUUCAGGUGGAGUACAUGUCCUUCAGCGCCCAUGCAGACGCUAAGGGCAUCAUGCAGCUCAUCCGUAUGGCCGAGCCUCGAAACAUGCUGCUGGUGCACGGGGAGGGAGCCAAGAUGGUGUUCCUGAAGGGCAAGAUAGAGCAGGAGUUCAGCAUAGACUGUUACAUGCCGGCCAAUGGGGAGACAGCGACUGUGACUACAAACCCCAGCGUGCCUGUGGACAUCUCACUCAACCUGCUCAAGAGGGAGAUGGCUCUGGGAGGGCCUCUUCCUGACCCCAAGAAACCUCGCACCAUGCAUGGAACUCUGAUCAUGAAAGAAAAUAGUCUGAAGCUGGUGUCAUCAGAGCAGGCCCUGAAGGAGCUCGGCCUCAACGAACAUCAGUUACGCUUCACCUGCCGCGUGCAGCUCCAGGACCCGCACAGCGACACAGACACACUCCACAGAGUCUACACACACCUGAAGAGCGUGUUAAAAGGUUACACAAUCCAGCACCUUCCUGAUGGCACAGUCAUGGUGGAGUCCAUUGUCAUCAAAGUCUCCUCCUCCGCUGAAGACCCCAACACCAAGGUCCUGCUGCUCUCUGGAGUUAUCAGGACGAGGACCUGGGGAGUUUUCUUUCAACCCUGCUGAAAAAAGGGCUUCCAUCUGGACUGUGCUGAAAAAUAACCUUCGCCCCAGACUGUGAUCAUUUGAAGGAACAACUCAGAGACAAUGAUUAUUUUGAGCCUGGACAUUUUAGAGGCUAGCAAGUGCAGAAAACUACCAAUUUGUAUCUGUAAACUUCAAAGGUGUUAAGACUGAAUUUGCUCCCUUUUACUGUCAGUAUGUGGACUUUAACACAUUUCCAUACCGGCUGCCUACACUGAAUGAUUCUUUUUUUAUAAUAAAAAAACCGCUGCAACGUC